GAAAGGCUCCAUCGGUACCAGAAGGACCAUCAAGUGUUCUGGGUUAUCGGGCUCUGUUUUAUGACUUCGUAGUCCUAUUCGUAACAUUGGUGGUGCGUUCUCCAGUUUUUUUAAAAUGAGCAAAGGCCGUCCAGAUUUGAGGAUGGAAAUGCCAGACGACUUCUACAUUCCCAUUCCUCUGGAAACCACUAACAUUUCCUCUCUUAGCCCAUUUUUGGUACCCCAGACACAUUUGGGUAGCCCGGGUAUCUUUAUGAGUUUGUCAGCCUUUAUGUUAUUUACCAUCAUCUUUGGUUUUCCCCUCAACAUCCUGACCGUCAUCUGCACUGCCAAGUAUAAGAAGCUACGUUCCCAUCUCAACUACAUUCUGGUAAACUUGUCUAUUGCCAACCUUGUAGUGAUCGUCUUUGGCUCCACAACUGCCUUUUAUAGCUUCUCUCAAAUGUACUUCACCUUGGGCACAUGGGCAUGUAAGGCAGAAGGUUUUAUGGCCACGUUGGGAGGAAUGGUCAGUUUGUGGUCUCUGGCUGUGGUGGCCUUUGAGAGAUUCCUGGUGAUCUGUAAGCCUAUGGGGAGCUUCACUUUCCGGGAGAGCCAUGCCAUCACAGGCUGUGUCUUUACAUGGGUCAUCGCACUGGUGGCAGCAGUUCCACCUCUGCUGGGCUGGAGCAGGUACAUCCCAGAAGGUUUACAGUGCUCUUGUGGACCUGACUGGUAUACGGUGAACAAUAAGUGGAACAAUGAAUCCUACGUACUUUUCCUUUUCUGCUUUUGCUUUGGGUUUCCCCUGACCGUCAUCGUAUUUUCUUACGGGCGCCUCCUGCUCACCCUUCACGCAGUUGCAAAGCAGCAGGAGCAGUCAGCUACCACUCAGAAAGCUGAACGGGAGGUGACCAGAAUGGUGAUAGUGAUGGUUGCUGGGUUUUUGCUUUGCUGGCUUCCCUAUGCCUCCUUUGCGUUAUGGGCCACUACACAUCGCGGGGAACAUUUCGACCUACGAAUGGCCUCAAUCCCAUCUGUAUUUUCAAAGGCCUCUACCGUCUACAACCCUUUUAUUUACAUCGUAAUGAACAGACAGUUCCGCUCAUGCAUGAUGAAGAUGAUCUUCUGUGGCAAGAAUCCCUUAGGAGACGAUGAAGACACAUCCGCCUCUGGAUCCACUCAGGUGUCUUCAGUGUCUAGCAGUCAAGUGGCCCCAGCAUAACGCCAGCCACGCCCGGCUUCUGUUCUGCCACGUUUGCUGCCACGGCUAUGUGCCCUCAAAAGCUUCCAAGUGGCUCCACAACCAGCCAAGAACCCACUUCCAACCUCACAUCCCACAUCCUGUUUCAUAAUCCAAAUGAAUCCUAAUUUCACACAAACAGACACAGGAACAGGGGCCACCAAAUCCCUUUCACGGUAGUAAGAGGUCUCAAGAUUGGAUCCCCCAUUUUCCCUAGAAUUCUAUUGUGUAAGGCCUAUCUCAUGGGUAGGAAAUUGCAUUAAUGCCGUUGUUGGGAUACAACCUCUAUCAUCCUCAGCUACGGAACAAAUAGCUGAGGACUAUGAGAGUUGCGGACAACUGGUUAAAUAUUAUAGUUGGUCCACUAUUGUUUUUUUAGUCUUGCGAGACACAUGAGUAUUUUUUUCUAAAAGUAACAUGUUUUCAGCUGAUGAAACUGAUUUUAGGUUUAAAGGUGUCUUAAUGUCCCUCAUAACAGACAUUAUUGCACCUUUAGCCUAAUAAUGAGAAAAUCUACACAUUUGGAAUGCAGGACAGAAUGGGGACUUAUUAUGUCAAGUGGAUGCAGGUAGGAAAGCGGUUUUAUGGAGCUGUGGAGAUUUUUAAAAUUGAUAUAUUUACGGUAACUGUAAUUUAAUCUGCAGCCCUAAAUCACAAACCCUUUGUACAAAAAAAAGCAAUUUAUACUAAUUUAUUUGAUGUAACUGAACAGAGUACUGGGCAUUUAGCUUUCUUCUGAUUGGCUCCCCAAGCUUAACAGAAAUAACCAAGAGACUUCCAUACUUGGUUGCAACACAAGAUCCCCACAAUGUACUUAAGUGUUCUCUAAGGCGAACUUUACAUUUUAAGGGACGUAGUAUUUCCAGGUCCAGCAUAGAAAUAUGCUAACGUUUCUUUAAAAUGCAUAUGUUAUAUGUUUAAGGAUUCCUAUGAAACAAGAGUUGAGAUGUAGGAUGUAGUUAGAUGCAUUGGGGGUUCGAUACAAAGAUCAAUUUUUGGUAAAAGUUUUAAAUGAGGAGCAAACACAUGUUGGAAACCAGAAGACUGUUUCAUCUCAUGGUUACCAAAUCCCUCUUUGUGCAUAACCCUCCAUAUAUAUUAGAAUCUACAAAUAUUUAACCAUCUUAGAAAACCAACCACAAACGAGGUAUCAUGUUAAGUUGGACCCUGACAUUCUAUGCAAACCAUAACUACUAACAUAUCUCUCGUGGUAGUUGGUAAUGCAAUUAAUUAAUUUAGCCGGAAUAUUUUUCGGAUUCCCAUGCAGUUGCCCAUCCCAUACACGUUCCUCAUUUAGACAGAGUUAGUGCGUAAACAUUUUUCAAAUGACUUUUACUGGUAUUUUUUUAUUUCGAUUUUUUUUUUCUUAUAGUGAAUUUCAGGAAGUGACCAGAAUUAUCAAUUAUGAAAAAGUUUGUCCAUGUUUAUUAAAUGAUCUAUUCUAGAGCAUGCUAUCUGGAUGUUGCAAGAGAGGGACGUAAAGAAUGAACUGGUUUAAUAUCUCAUAUAAUUCCAUUUAAUGAAGAGAGGCUGUUCCUUUUUAUCUUAUCUUUUACUUGUAUUAUUGUUUUGUAAAGAGACUUCAUCCCAGCCCACCAUAUGCUGCCGUUAGAGGUAGAACAACAUCAUAGAAGACUUUAUUCCCUUUUACAUUGGACAAGACUCACACUCCCUACACAAAACAUGGUACAACAGUUCCAAAGAUUCCAAAAGGUUUUGUUCUGAGACAAAAAGAGACCGUGAAUAGAUUUUCUGCCCAGAUUUACGUAUAAUCAAGAGCUGGUGUUUACCCAAAUUGCAAAGACAUACCAACCAUCGUUUACUUUAAGAAGGAAAUACUCUUCCAAGCUGGUCAAAAGCAGAACAUGAAAUGUCAAGUAGUGAAGUAUUCAUCUUUUCCAGUUACUAUAAGCCCCUAAGCCUUUUCGGGAGCUACAAAAUACCCAGAUUCCAUAGUCAACUUUUUCCAUAUCCUAUUCCACCUUUUCCGGACUACAAUCCUGAUGUCGAUGAAAAUGUUUUUUUAGAUUAAGAUUGUUAACUUGGUCUACAUUGUAAAUAUCAUAACCCAGGGCUUUAUCUCCAAGCUUACACAUGUACUUCCUUACCUGUAAAAAAAAAAGAUAGCUUAGAUUUCAGGACUUGUCUUUUCAUUUAAUAAACAUAUCAGAUGCAUCUUUA
Pelobates fuscus (common spadefoot toad) is the source of this 3403-nucleotide messenger RNA. Its product is annotated as blue-sensitive opsin-like. The record is from RefSeq and is a predicted model, not a curated record. The coding region runs from base 116 to 1204 and encodes 362 amino acids. Gene Ontology annotation, cellular component: photoreceptor outer segment; plasma membrane. The transcript is spliced from 5 exons. Lineage: Eukaryota; Metazoa; Chordata; Amphibia; Anura; Pelobatidae. Gene Ontology annotation, biological process: cellular response to light stimulus; G protein-coupled receptor signaling pathway; visual perception. Gene Ontology annotation, molecular function: G protein-coupled photoreceptor activity.